AUGCCGUACCGUGCUGAAUUGAAACGUCCUGAUUUGAAAGGUUCCUUCCCAUGUUCAGUUUGUGGAAAGAUCUUCUGCCACAGCUCAUCGUUAAGUCGACAUCGGAUGCAGGCACAUUUCAAAAGUUAUACAUGUACACAGUGCAAUCAGGAAAUUUCAAGUGAGUUUCUAUAUUCUUCAAAAUGAAUAUUCUAUCAAACAACAAAAGGAAUGAUGACAACAAAAGUAACAUAACCGCUCGCUUCUUUUUGUUCGCGAAUUUUUUAAUCAUACAUUUUUCAUAAGUUCUUCUUAGCUGAGUCAUUUGAAUUCAAAAUGUGUUUUUUUUUACUGUUAAGAAAAAAGACAUUUUAGUCGGUGAAUAAGCAACAAUGUUUGAAAAUAAAUAAAUAAAUUCCAGGUUAAUUUUUUUCUAAAAUGACCUUGUCAACAAUACCAUUAAAAAAGUCUUGUUAUUAGCACCUUCUGAAAGACAUUACGUUACGCCACACCCUUUUCUUCCAUCUUAUAUGUUUUACUGUUUGUCCAUCCAUAUAUGUUCCUAAUUGAGGCGGCUUCCGCAAGGUAUAUUACUUAAUGGUUGGACCAUACCUACAAGGUCAUACAGCUAAUUGUGUGGUAGAUUUUUUUGGUUUUUUUUUUGAAACAGGUAAAACAACAUAGACAGAGAGAUAAAAUAUAUUAAACCCUAAAACCGAUCUCGAAUUGCGCAACAAGCCUAAGCGGAUCGGAUCAUGUUGGGUCGGUAUUAAUUUUUAUGAUCGUUUAUAUAACGAGAAACCGUUUUUGGCGGUGUUUUUAUUAGGUUUUCUCCUUCUUUCUGUUGGCACAUGCAAAUUAGUGUGGAAACAAAGAAACAUUAGUCAAUUUGUCGAAAUGCCUUUAAAUGGCGUGCACUUGAUGGAUUGGCGGGUAGCUCAAUGGCAGUAAAUACAUCCAAUAUAACACCGUAUAAUGAAUUCGUUUAUUUUAUUAGCUUUUGUAUGUGCAUUUGCAUAUUUUCCGCAACAUUUCACUUUUUUUCUAAAUACAUACAAGAAAAAGGUCAAAAGGGGAGGUGUUAGAAUCUUCAACAAUUUGUUUUUCAGGCAACGAUACUCUUCGAAGUCAUAUGUUCCGGCUUCACAAUAUUUCUCGAAUGUUCAUGUGUCGUUGUUGUAAUUGGGCAUUCCCAGAUAAAACAAGUCUCCAUAUUCAUAUGCAAUCAAUGCUUCGAAAUGGAUCACCAGGAGAUGUUGCAGUUCUUGCAAGAAGUUCUUCUGAAGGAGAUGAUUCACCGAUUAGAUCUCCAAUUUCACUCAAAAAACAAAUAAUUCAUCAUCAACAACAUCUGCACAAUAACAAUCAUAUGAGUUCAAUCUUCCCUAAUCUUGUGAAACCUGGAGGUGAAUCAACGUCGUCACCUUCGAAAGCCCCAUUUCCAUUGGAUCUUUCUGUUGGGCCAAAUCAAUUUUUGACUGCUUGGUUAGCUAAUAAUCCAUUGAACACUGCGAAUCUUGGAUUUUUGAAGAAACCAGAAGAGGAAAAAAUAAAAGUUGAAGAUAUGAGUGAAUAUGAUGAAUUAGAAGUUCGUACAACUGAAGAAGAUAUGAGUAAUGAUUUGAUUGUUAGUCCAAGAAGUGUUAUUGUGAAAAAUGAAAAUGAGAAGAAACGAAAAUUCAGUUAUGAUGAUAACGUUGAUGUUGAUGUUGAAGGUGACGAAGAGGUGAGUUACCUAUACCUUAUUGAAAAUUUUAAAACUAAAAUUCCCAUUUUCAGAUCGAACCACCUUUGAAAAUGACAAUAAUUGAAAAAGAAGAGCAUCACCAUCAUCAUCAUAUUUCUCACGAUCAACCAUCUCCAACAGUUUCUGAUUCACACAUUUCUGGAUCAUCAAGUCAUAGCGGUGAAUCUGCAAAAUGUUUUGAUUGUCAAGUAUGUUUUUCAUGUUCUAAAAAUAUAUAUGUACAUAAUCAAAUUUGAUUGUUUGCAGGUUGCAAAAGGAAAACUUUCUGCUGCUGAAGAAAAAUGUAAAAACUAUGAAAAACAAAUUCGUGAUCUUCAACACCAAAUCGAGAUGUUCCGCAAAAUCACAUUCCCUCCAAUGGUUUUACCAAACCCAAUUCCAGUUCCACCGCCAGUUGUGGGACCACCCAUGAUGCCAAAUAUUUUGCAAAACCCGGCGAUGAGAAAUUUGUUGAGCAUUUUCCAAAAUCAGAUGAAUCGUCAAAUGUGCUAA
This is a messenger RNA of Caenorhabditis angaria, 2218 nucleotides long. The record is from the annotation of a GenBank genome assembly. Lineage: Eukaryota; Metazoa; Nematoda; Chromadorea; Rhabditida; Rhabditidae.